UUUGACCCUCCCGCGCAUCAUACUCCCACCUACCAAACGUGACUCGCACAUUAUACUCGACUUAGGCACUCUGAUGGGCUACAUCAAAUACUGGGCUGUUCCCAAGAGCCUCAGGAAAUUGGGGUGUAGAGACGCGAGGAAUAGCGGGUGGGGUGAUCUCUGGGCGCUUGGAGCGAAAGCUCGCAUAAGCCGAAACAUAAAGAUC
Molecule: messenger RNA, 205 nt
Organism: Tuber aestivum (summer truffle)
Lineage: Eukaryota; Fungi; Ascomycota; Pezizomycetes; Pezizales; Tuberaceae
Source: the annotation of a GenBank genome assembly